UAUGGGAGCGAGGUGGGGGCUGGUUUGGGUGUUUUCAGAGAGCCUGCGACAGUCUCAAGCUAUUUUCGCGGAGGGGAGUAUUUGAAAUACGACAUCUAGAAGAGUGGCCCUCAGCAACAAUGCCGGGCGUUCCCGGACCAGGGCGAUGCUGGGAUUCUGGGGAAGUGGAGGCAGAGGGAGCGGGCACGGGGUCGGCUGCCGCUCCACGGAGUCCCCGGCAGGGGCGAGCUGAGCUGUCCGGCCGGGUCCCCUGCCCACCCCGGCCCGGGCCGCGGUGACAGCUGAGGGUCCAGAGAGCCGGCAGGAGGGGACCCUGCGCAUUGUCUGCCGCGAUGGGGACGUGGGCGUGCCCGCGGAAUUCACCUCCUCCAGGGACCAGCCGCCCAGGGAGGAGCCGGCACCCUGGGCCUUUGCGUUGUUUGUCCGCUGAGCAGCUGGUUCCCGGAGCCCGUGGGCCUCCUGGCCAGCGCGAGUGACAGCGACCUUCUGGGUUUAUAAUAAAGGGCUUGCCGCGCCGGGAAGACCCCUCGCCGCUGGCCACCAGCCCUCCAGCCUUUGCGGCCCACGCCGUGAUUCUGGUGACCGAGAAGAGAGCAGAGCCACUGCCAGGAGGAAGGGGUAAGACCCAGCACGACACCUUCUUUCCAUGCUUUCCAGCCUGUGGGAGCGACCGCGGCAGCAGAGAGAGAACCUGGGGCCAGGAUUCAUGACUUAUUUAUGAAGCAUCUUAAUCUGGGACCGAGGCGCUGUGGUCAGUGGCGACGUAAAUGGCUCGCCUCCCUGCUGGCAUCCGCUUCAUCAUCUCAUUCUCCAGGGAUCAGUGGUACAGAGCCUUCAUUUUUAUUUUGACGUUUCUGCUGUAUGCAAGUUUUCACUUGUCUCGAAAGCCCAUCAGCAUAGUGAAGGGUGAGCUCCACAAGUAUUGCACUGCUUGGGAUGAAGCCGACGUCAGAUUCAGCAGCAAGGCUGGGUCCGUUGCCCCCCACCAGCUCGCUGACAACGAGACCGACUGUGGCUGGGCACCAUUUGAUAAGAGCAACUAUCAGCAGCUGCUUGGGGCCCUGGACUACUCCUUCCUGUGCGCCUAUGCCGUGGGGAUGUACCUCAGUGGCAUAAUUGGGGAACGCCUGCCGAUUAGGUAUUACCUAACGUUUGGGAUGCUCGCCAGUGGAGCCUUCACCGCCCUGUUCGGCUUAGGGUAUUUCUACAACAUCCACAGUUUCGGAUUCUACGUGGUAACUCAGGUCAUCAAUGGGCUAGUGCAGACCACCGGCUGGCCCAGCGUCGUCACCUGCCUUGGCAACUGGUUUGGAAAAGGAAGGAGAGGUUUGAUCAUGGGCGUCUGGAACUCCCACACCUCCGUGGGCAACAUCUUGGGCUCAUUGAUCGCUGGCUACUGGGUGUCUACGUGUUGGGGGCUGUCCUUCGUCGUGCCCGGGGCCAUCGUGGCAGCCAUGGGGAUAGUGUGCUUUCUCUUCCUCAUUGAACAUCCGAAGGACGUCAGGUGCUCCUCCACCCUGGUGACGCACUCGAAAGCCUAUGAGAAUGGGACAAACAGACUGAGACUCCAGAAGCAAAUCUUGAAGAGCGAAAAGAACAGGCCUCUGGACCCAGAGAUGCAGUGCCUGCUGCUGUCAGACGGGAAGGGCUCCGUCCAUGCAAACCACAUGGUCAUUCUCCCCGGGGACAGCGGGAGUGCCACCGCUGCCAUCAGCUUCACAGGGGCCCUGAAAAUCCCAGGCGUGAUCGAGUUCUCGCUGUGUCUGCUGUUCGCCAAGUUGGUCAGCUAUACUUUCCUCUUCUGGCUGCCACUGUACAUCACGAAUGUGGAUCACCUUGAUGCCAAAAAGGCGGGGGAGCUCUCCACCCUGUUCGACGUGGGUGGGAUCUUUGGUGGCAUCCUGGCAGGUGUGAUCUCAGACCGACUGGAGAAAAGGGCCACCACCUGUGGCCUGAUGCUGCUGCUCGCUGCCCCCACGCUCUACAUCUUCUCCACCAUCAGCAAGAUGGGGCUCGAGGCCACCGUCGCCAUGCUACUGCUCAGCGGAGCCCUGGUCAGCGGGCCCUACGCGCUCAUCACCACCGCCGUCUCCGCUGACCUGGGGACUCAUAAAAGUCUGAAGGGUAACGCGCACGCCCUCUCCACCGUGACCGCCAUCAUCGACGGAACUGGCUCUGUAGGAGCAGCCCUGGGCCCCUUGCUGGCUGGGCUCAUCUCCCCGUCUGGCUGGAGCAACGUGUUUUACAUGCUGAUGUUCGCUGACGCCUGUGCCUUACUGCCAUGCUGUCACAUUGGGGCAGCAGCCAGCUGCUUCCACCUGAAGGGAUGGGAGAGAAUAAAGGAGCAAAGAGGCUGCCAGUGCAGACAGCAAGCCGCCGUCCGGCUUCCGUCCCCUUCCUCUGGGCCCCUGCUUCCUGCCCCCUCCUGUGUUGAGAAAGUUUGAGGUUUUCUUCUGGGAAGGGAAGACCAGUGAUGAUGUCACGGUCACAUAGAUGUGCACCUGUGAGGGGCACAUAUACUUAUCUUCACAAGUCAUCUGGCAUGCAAAGUCCCCAGACCCACAGCUGUGUCUGUCCUCUCACUCCACCAGGCAAAACCUUAGGCUGAUCCCAAUAAAAAUGAGUUGGGAAUUGUAGAAAUAUCAACUCACUCAAUUAAGUGGAAGUCUUACAUUAAUUCCAGGAAAUUCUAAAACCCAAUUUCCCUACCACGUACAAAAUCAAAUACCAACUCUCAGCCUAUGAGCUUACUAGGUUUAAAUGGCUGUUCUUUGGAUUAUUUAUGGGUCUUUUUUAAUGCCAGAGGUUUCUAUUGAAGUCUCCAGAUGUAGUUCCACUAGGUAGCAGUAAAAUUCCCAUCAUUACAACUGUUCAGAGAAUCUGAAAUAUCUUCUUCAGAAAUACCCAGUAAUAUGUAUUGAAAAUUGUUUUGAGGCACAAGCUCAUAAGAAAGUAAAGGAAUUCCCCAAGAGCCCAAAUUGUAAAGGCAACAUAAAUACACAAGCUCAUGAUAGAGCUGUCCAGGAAUGAUACCAGUCUCAGGAAUCAAGGGGUUGGGGUGGUUGUGCCCAUACCGGGUAAGAGACAAGGUGUUAGGCUGGCACAAGAUGAGGAGUUGGAACUGGAGACUUCCUCAUAGAGCCAGGACCCUGAAGGGCCAUGCUUACAGUGAAAGAGUGUACUAGAUGACAUCUGCACACUGGCACAGGAAGACAAUGGGAAUCUCCCCAUCUUAGCCGGAUCAGGGAGAAAAAAUCUCCCCCGAGAAUUUUUAACCAUAGACCUGCCCACAGUCAGCCUUAAUCUUUGAGCUUAUAUAAAUAUAUUUAAAAUGAACAAAGUUGGUCUGUAGGCAGUGAUAUCCAUGGUUCUUAUGCAGAAGCAAAUAGGGACAAAUCUCAACCCUACAGCACAGGAAUUCUGUAGCUACCAACCUACUAAAGAUGACCUCACAGUCCAAAAUUAUGAAACAUAAGGAAGCAAUCCAUUUUGAAUGACAGUAACAGACAUAAAAAUGGUGGAAUUGGACUCCCCAAAACUGCAGAUAAAAUAUUUAUAUAAACUAAAAAUAAAUAUAUGCGAUGUGACUGAUGACAUAAGAAAGGAAACUGACCUCAUGAAGAAAAGAACAAGACACUCAAAAAGACAGAGUAGGCUUGAAAAACCAAACAGAGGUUAUAGAAGUGAAAACUGUGACCUUUAGCCUGGAAAAAGCUCAAUGGAUGGGUUAGAAAAGCAAAUUAGAUAUAGCUGAAGAGAAGAUUACUGAAAUGAAAUAUAGAUAUGAUGAAAUUAUCCAGAAUUCAGCACAAAAAGAGAAAUGGAAAAUAUUAAAGAGAAAUUAAAUAUAAAAUGGAGGGCCAAAUGAGGUGGCCUAAUAUUAUCUGAAAGGAAUUUCAAAGAAAGAUAGUAGACUAGAUUUGAAGCAAUAUUUUAAGAGAAAAUAGCUGAGAAUUUUCCAUAUACAUGAAAGACAAACAUUCUUAGAUUCAGGAAUCAAACAGCUUAGGAUUGUGACGCUAGAUAAAUUUAUCUGUACCUAGACAAAGAAUAAGAGUGAAGUGAAAAUGUUUUUAACCAAAGGUGCUCCCAGCAAAAAUUGCUAAACAGUGUAUUUAAACAUGGAAGGGGCCAGGCAUGGUGGCUCAUGCCUGUAAUCCCAGCACUUGGAAGGCCAAGGUGGGUGGAUCACCUGAGGUC
This is a messenger RNA of Cebus imitator (Panamanian white-faced capuchin), 4200 nucleotides long. It is a transcript of the gene SLC37A1, whose product is annotated as solute carrier family 37 member 1. Gene Ontology annotation, biological process: phosphate ion transmembrane transport; glucose-6-phosphate transport. NCBI's taxonomy places the organism in Eukaryota, Metazoa, Chordata, Mammalia, Primates, Cebidae. The record is from RefSeq and is a predicted model, not a curated record. The transcript is spliced from 19 exons. The coding region runs from base 768 to 2444 and encodes 558 amino acids. Gene Ontology annotation, molecular function: glucose 6-phosphate:phosphate antiporter activity. Gene Ontology annotation, cellular component: endoplasmic reticulum membrane.